AUGACAAGUGCUGCGGUGCCCGACUACGAAGAGUACCCACAGUAUUGCUAUCACUUGUCGCCGACCAUCACCAAGUGGUGCCCGUUUCGGGCGAGCGAUAUCCCGCAGCUGCGAUGGCAUCCCGGGUUCCAAGGCCAAGAUGAUACCUUCUUCCACCUGAACCACCCCAUCCGAUGGGUGCGCGUGGUUGGGGUCGUGGUGGCAAUUGAUUCCUUUCAAACUCGCCGUGUCUACACAGUAGACGACAGCACUGGAGUAUGCAUCGAGUGCUCCGUCAGCAUCCCCCAGCCUGCCGACCCGAAGCACACAGCGCAUACUGCUGUCAAGGCAGAGUCCGCCGCGGAGCCGGCAGCAGAUCUGUACCCCGAUGUCGACGUAGGCAUGGUCGUCGACGUCAAAGGGAACCUGAAGCUGUUUCGGGACCAGAAGGUGAUCAAGAUCCAGAAGCUGCAGAGGAUCCGGUCGACAAACCAGGAGGUCCAGUUCUGGAACAAGAUCAGGGACUUUAGAUCGGAGGUGCUGAGCAAGCCCUGGGUCCUGGACAGGAAGGUUCUGCGCCGCCUGGAGAAGGAGAACAAGACAGACGCGGACAGCAAGGGCAGGGAGAACAAGAAGAGGCGGCAUAGGCGCGAGGAGGACGCCAGAUCUCAUGCUACAGGAGGAGACCGCACCCGUUCUCGAAACGCGUAUGGAGGAUCGUCAUUGAGGAAACCAUACCAACCAUCAAAGUUACGUUCAGUAGCGGCCGCUGAUGACAGUCAAUACGACGCUUUGGGAUUAUGA
Messenger RNA from Neoarthrinium moseri, 783 nucleotides. RefSeq lists its product as uncharacterized. The record is from RefSeq and is a predicted model, not a curated record. The coding region runs from base 1 to 783 and encodes 260 amino acids. Gene Ontology annotation, cellular component: DNA replication factor A complex; chromosome, telomeric region; site of double-strand break. Gene Ontology annotation, biological process: double-strand break repair via homologous recombination; DNA replication; nucleotide-excision repair. The transcript has 2 exons. Lineage: Eukaryota; Fungi; Ascomycota; Sordariomycetes; Amphisphaeriales; Apiosporaceae.